Messenger RNA from Fonsecaea nubica, 1806 nucleotides. RefSeq lists its product as hypothetical. The record is from RefSeq and is a predicted model, not a curated record. Gene Ontology annotation, molecular function: oxidoreductase activity; copper ion binding. Lineage: Eukaryota; Fungi; Ascomycota; Eurotiomycetes; Chaetothyriales; Herpotrichiellaceae. The coding region runs from base 1 to 1806 and encodes 601 amino acids. The transcript has a single exon.
AUGUUGCUCUUCUUGUCCCUCGUUUCACUUCUUUUCUACCAGGCCUUUGCCAAAUUUAUCCCCAGAGCCGAAUUGAUUCGGACUGACAACGGUGUUCUGCCGAGGCAAGCAUCAUCGACGACUGGCAGUCCGUCAACUACGACCCUGACGCCAGAUUCCCAGUGCACCAAUGGGCCAUUUACGCGCCAAUGCUGGGGCAAUGGCUUUAGCAUCGCCACCAACUACGAUAGCACCUGGCCCAACACGGGCAAGGUGGUGGAGUAUUUUCUCGAAGUGCAAAACACCACCAUGGCCCCGGACGGAUUCUCCAGACCGGUGUACGCCAUCAAUGGUCGAUUCCCAGGUCCCACCAUCGUCGCCAACUGGGGUGAUACGUUGAAGAUCACGGUGAAGAACAGCCUAACCACCAACGGGACGAGCAUGCAUUGGCACGGUCUGCGUCAAUGGAAGACGAACCACAUGGACGGGACCAACGGUGUGACCGAAUGUCCGCUUGCCCCUGGCCAGUCGCGCACAUACACUUUUCUGUGCACGCAGUUUGGUACGACGUGGUACCACAGCCACUUCUCGGACCAAUACACGGACGGCGUCGUGGGGACGAUGAUCAUCAACGGACCCGCAACGGCCAACUACGAUAUAGAUCUGGGUGCCUUCCCGAUCACCGAUUGGUACUACCGCAGUGCGUUCGAGCUGGGGUAUCUGAUCAAGUAUGGCGGGUUCCCGCGCGGCCCCCCGCCGGGCAACAACGUCCUCAUCAACGGCACCAACGUGAGCCUCAACGGGACGGCCGGUCGCUACAGCCGGACGACGUUGACGAAAGGCAAGAAAUACCGCCUGCGCCUGAUCAACACGUCGACCAACGACAACUUCAAGGUCGGCCUGGACGGGCACAACUUCACCGUCAUCACGGCCGACUUUGUGCCCAUCAAGCCCUUCAGCACGCAGUGGCUGUUCAUCGGCAUCGGCGAACGGUACGACGUCGUCGUGGAGGCCAACCAGCCCGUCGGCAACUACUGGUUCCACGCUGUGCCCCAGGCCGGCUGCAGCAGCAACCUCAACACCAACGCGCUGGCCAUCUUCUCGUACGCGGGCGCCGACUCGACGGCCUUGCCCUCGAACGCGACCCGGGCCAACGCGCCCCCAGCGCCGGACUGCAACAACCCCAACAGCCAGCUGAUCCCGUACGUCAAGCUGGACGUGCCCAGCAACUUCACGAUCCCGCAGUCGUCGCGGCUGGACGUGGGGUUCGCGAUCGUGCAGAACCAGGCCCAGCAGACGCUGUUCCAGUGGAACCUGAACUUCACGGCGAUCCAGGUGCCCUGGAGCGACCCGACGCUCGAGUACGUGCUGUCGGACAACACCAGCUACGCGGCCAACAUGAACCUGAUCUCGCUGCCCGAGGCCAACGCGUGGUCGUACUGGGUGAUCCAGGCGGUGCCGACCAUCGCGCCGCCCAUCCCGCACCCGAUCCACCUGCACGGCCACGACUUCUACGUCCUGGGCGCCGGCCAGGGCAUCUUCAACAACUCGCAGACCCUCAACUACAAGAACCCGCCCCGCCGCGACUCGGCCAUGCUCCCGGCCUCGGGCUACCUGGUCAUCGCCUUCAUCACCGACAACCCGGGCGCCUGGCUCAUGCACUGCCACAUCGCCUGGCACGUCGGCUUGGGACUCGGCGCCCAGUUCUUGGAGGAGCCCGACCAGAUCAAAAACCUGGGCAUCGGCCCGGACUGGUACAAGCAGUGUAGCGACUGGAAUACGUACAGCCAGACCGCCGUGUUUCAGCAGGAAGAUUCGGGUUUGUAA